AUGAUCGCACAUCGUCCUCUCACCUUCGCUCUGGUGGCGCUGGUCUCCUUAGUCUCGACCGCUUUCGCAGGACAGGACUUCCGUGGGCAGAUUCAGCCCAACGCUGCGCUGAUUCACCUGCUCAAUCUCGGCCCCAAUACUCGAGUCCUUCUCCAUGCUAUUCCACCACAGCAAACAGCCACCGCCGACGAGCAGAGCGGCUUCUUCACUGCACCUGCCACCAGCUCCAACAACUCUUUGGACCUAGCUGCAUUCGGCCUGCAACACGACCGAUCCACCCUUGUUGCUGUCGACGGCAGCUUCAUCUUCCGCAACCUCGAUCAAGGUGCUUACACUCUUGACAUAGUCUCUCGUACACACGCAUUUGAGAAGUACCGCAUCGAUAUCCUUGACCCUUCUCUGGGAAAAGCUCCUCAGAUUCGUGUUUUCACUCCCGGCACAUCACUCACCAGCAUCCUCAGCAACAACCCUGUCUUCCACCCGCUCAUCCUCCACGCGACAAAGCAGAUCGACUACUACACCGAAGCAGCACCUCUCACCAUCUCUUCCCUCAUCGGCAUGGGUGGGCCUAUGAUGAUCCUUGCCGUCGUCGGUAUGGGAAUGGUCUUCCUCCUACCCAAGCUCACAGCAUCUCUCGAUCCAGAAGCACAGCAAGAACUGGCAGACUCUCAGCGAAGAAUGCAGAAGAGACUUGCUGCUGUACAGUCAGGCGACGUCUCGAGUCUCAUCAAGGGUCAGGAACGCGAGCAAAGCGGCUAA
Messenger RNA from Ustilago hordei, 759 nucleotides. RefSeq lists its product as uncharacterized. The record is from RefSeq and is a predicted model, not a curated record. Bases 1 to 759 code for a protein of 252 amino acids. NCBI's taxonomy places the organism in Eukaryota, Fungi, Basidiomycota, Ustilaginomycetes, Ustilaginales, Ustilaginaceae. The transcript is spliced from 2 exons. Gene Ontology annotation, cellular component: EMC complex.